AUGGCCGACUCGGAGGGAGACGGCCCGGGCUCGGCGGCUGUCCCCGCGGCGCCCGUCUCCUUCAGCUUCAGUCGCAAGGCCUCCCGGAGGCGGCUGGCGGACGCUGGAGACGGCGCGGCCCCGGGGGAAAAGGAUUUCCUGAAGGGCGUGGAAGGGAGGGAGCUGCUCAGCGUGAGGCCCGCGGAGUCCCGCAAGCCUCUGGCCAUCCCUUUGCCCCGGAGUGGCCCCCGGCGCGCGCAGCCCCCGGCCCGGCCCCGGGCGCCGCCCCCAGAGCAGCCCUCAGAGGUGCUGGCGCAGGCGGUGAAGGAGUUGGUUGAGGAGUCCAGGAGGUCUCAGGAGGAGAGAGAGUGGGCGGAGGGCCACCCCGCGCCGGCCAUCCCCGUGACGCAGGACGGGGCAGGCCGCGAGCCCAUCGCGGAGAGCCGGCCCGAGGAGGCCAACUACGAGGCGGUCCCCGUGGAGGCCUAUGGGCUGGCCAUGCUGAGGGGCAUGGGCUGGAAGCCCGGAGAGGGCAUCGGCCGCACUUUCAGUCAGGUGGUGAAACCCCGCGUCAACGCCCUGAGGCCUAAGGGCCUGGGGCUGGGUGCCAACCUGGUGGAGGUCCAGAGUCUGGCCCCCACCGCCCCCCACCGCCCAUCACAGCCAAGUGAGGAGCACCAAGACGAUGAAAAAGAGCAGCCCAAGGAACUGGUGCCCGGAGGGGCGGUGGUGGUGCUUUCCGGCCCACACCGAGGCCUCUACGGGAAGGUGGAGGGCCUCGAUCCCGACAACGCGCGAGCCAUGGUUCGUUUGGCCGCGAGGAGCUGCAUGGUAACUGUGAGUGAGUACUGCCUGCGGCCUGUCUCCCAGCAGGAGUUUGACAAGAACUCGAAUCCCGGACAGCUCAACAAAACUUCUUACCCCACACAACAGAACGGAACAGGCUCACAGGAGCCAAACCACCGGGAAAACUCAGCUAGGAAACGGAAACACCUUCCAGACCACCAGAGAGCACCUGCCACCAAAGUGAAUGCCACCACAACCUCUAGGACUCAGCACUGGCUGCACAGGGACCUGCGGGUGCGCUUUGUAGACAAACAGCACAAAGGUGGCCAGUAUUACAACACUAAGAUGACCAUUGAAGAUGUCCUGAGCCCAGAUACUUGUGUGUGUCGGACAGAUGAAGGACAAGUCUUGGAAGGGUUGAGGGAAGACAUGCUGGAGACACUAGUCCCCAGGGUUGAGGGCCACCGGGUGAUGGUGGUUCUAGGACCCCAGGCUGGAAAAGUGGGACGGCUGCUAGGUUGGGACCAAGCACAGAGUCGGGCCAUGGUGCAACUGCAGAGGAACAGUCAGCUUCUGGAGCUUCACUAUGAUGCAGUCUGCCAGUAUGUCGGCCCCAGUGACAUUGAGGAUGACUGAGCCUCACCUCUUAUUCCUACCCUCCAGAAAUAUUUGUCUAAUUAGAGUGAGAAAAGAGCCUCAUUCCUUCCUCUGUGGACAGGAAUGUACUAGCCAGAUGGGCGAAGAGCUUAUGGGCUAGAGCACAGGCUUGUAUGCAGGAAGCCCGGGUACCAUCCUUGCCACCAUAUGGUCCUCUGAGCACCAUCUGGAGCAACCUAGUGCCGCAAUGUGAGGAUGAGGUGCUGGAUGCUAGGUCUCUCUCAGUGGCAGGAUUACCUCGGUCACUCCUCUGAUGCUGGGAAAAGUUCCAAGGCCACACCAGUGCUGGGGAACCAUAUGGCACUGGCAGCUGGCCACAUGAAGACAACCUAACUGCUGUGCUCUGUCCCCUUCACUUACUAGCACAAGUUUCUGUAAUUAGGCUCUGAUAAAUACAAGAUUGUUGUAUUUCUUCCUCCUUUAAUUAUGAUUAUUAAAGUAGUCUUAGGUCUGUUAAACCUCACCGAAUUAUUUUUAUGUGCAUUUUUACAGCGUUGGCCCAUGAUAGAUUAGGAAUUUGUUUCUACAUCUCAAUAUGUCUGAGAUGAAUUGCCCAAACUAGCACUGUCUUGACUCAGUUGAUUACAA
Messenger RNA from Sorex araneus (European shrew), 2010 nucleotides. RefSeq names its product G-patch domain and KOW motifs-containing protein-like. Gene Ontology annotation, molecular function: nucleic acid binding. Bases 1 to 1401 code for a protein of 466 amino acids. The transcript has a single exon. The record is from RefSeq and is a predicted model, not a curated record. Gene Ontology annotation, biological process: mRNA splicing, via spliceosome. Gene Ontology annotation, cellular component: spliceosomal complex. Lineage: Eukaryota; Metazoa; Chordata; Mammalia; Eulipotyphla; Soricidae.